Molecule: messenger RNA, 5085 nt
Organism: Apaloderma vittatum (bar-tailed trogon)
Lineage: Eukaryota; Metazoa; Chordata; Aves; Trogoniformes; Trogonidae
Gene: TPR
Product: translocated promoter region, nuclear basket protein
Exons: 34
Biological process (GO): protein import into nucleus; mRNA export from nucleus
Cellular component (GO): nuclear pore
Molecular function (GO): structural constituent of nuclear pore
Source: RefSeq, a predicted model, not a curated record
UUAUGAGAUGCUGCAAGAUAACGUUGAAGGCUAUCGGCGAGAAAUAACGUCGCUGCAUGAAAGAACCCAGAAGCUCACAGCAACAACUCAGAAGCAAGAGCAGAUAAUUAACACUAUGACUCAAGACCUGAGAGGAGCUAACGAAAAGCUGGCAGUGGCAGAGGUGAGAGCAGAAAACUUAAAAAAAGAGAAAGAUAUCCUAAAGAUGUCAGAUAUGCGUUUGACUCAGCAACGUGAGUCUUUAUUAGUUGAACAAAGAGGACAGAACUUGCUGCUCACUAAUCUGCGAACUAUUCAGGGAAUACUGGAGAGAUCCGAGACAGAAACAAAACAAAGACUCAAUAAUCAGAUAGAAAAGCUAGAGCGUGAGAUAUCUCAGCUGAAGAAGAAACUAGAAAGUGAGGUGGAACAAAGACAUUCCCUUACCAAAAAUCAAGAGGUUCAUAUCCUGGAUCUUAAGAGGCAGCUCGAGACUGAGACAAACCGUCACAUUAACACUAAGGAACUUUUAAAGAAUGCCCAGAAAGAAACUGUGAUGUUGAAACAGCAGCUUAACAAUACAGAAGCUCAGCUAGCAUCUCAGUCAUCGCAGAGGGCUCCAGGGAAAGGUCAGUCUAGUACAAAUGAAGAUGUUGAUGAUCUUGUUAGUCGACUAAGACAAGCUGACGAACAAGUUAAUGACCUGCGAGAAAGACUCAAGACGAGUUCAAGUAAUGUGGAACAGUACAGAGCCAUGGUUCUUAGUCUAGAGGAAUCCCUCAAUAAGGAAAAGCAAGUGACAGAAGAAGUUCGUGCAACAGUUGAAGCUCGUCUGAAGGAGUCAUCAGAGUACCAAGCACAGCUAGAAAAGAAGCUGAUGGAGUCAGAAAAAGAAAAGCAAGAAUUGCAAGAGGAGAAGCGUAAAGCUGUGGAGAACAUGGAACAACAGCUAUCGGAACUAAAGAAGAGUCUGUCAACCGUGCAAACAGAAGUUCAGGAAGCUCUUCAGAGAGCCAGCACAGCUCUAAGUAAUGAACAACAAGCCAGACGGGACUGCCAGGAACAAGCAAAGAUGGCUUCUGAAGCUCAGAAUAAAUACGAGCGUGAAUUAAUGCUUCAUGCUGCCGAUGUUGAAGCAUUACAGGCAAUUAAAGACCAAGUUGCCAAGAACACGGCGGUAAGGCAGCAGCUCGAGGAAGCUGCUCAGAAAGCUGAGUCUGAAUUGUUAGAGAGCAAAGCCUCGUGGGAGGAGAGAGAGAGAAUGAUCAAGGAUGAAGCUUCAAAACUCGCAUCCCGCUGCGACGAUUUGGAAAAACAAAACCGAUUAUUACACGAACAACUGGAGAGUCUGAGUGAUAAGAUGGUGACGUCUAUGAAAGAAGCCGUGCCGACUGCAAUGAAUGUUUCUCUCAAUGAGGAAGGCAAAUCCCAGGAACAAAUCUUAGAAAUUCUUAGAUUUAUACGUCGAGAAAAGGAGAUUGCAGAAACGAGAUUUGAGGUGGCCCAGGUGGAGAGUUUACGUUAUCGUCAGAGAGUGGAGUACUUGGAGAGGGAACUCCAGGAACUGCAGGACAGUCUCAAUGCCGAGAGAGAGAAGGUGCAGGUGACAGCAAAAACCAUUGCACAGCACGAAGAAUUAAUGAAAAAAACUGAGACCAUGAAUGUGCUGAUAGAAACCAACAAGAUGCUAAGAGAAGAGAAGGAGAGGCUAGAACAAGAGCUACAGCAAAUUCAAGCCAAGGUACGCAAGCUUGAGGCAGACAUUUUACCUCUACAAGAGUCUAAUGCUGAACUGAGUGAGAAAAGUGGAAUGUUGCAGGCAGAGAAAAAACUGUUGGAAGAAGAUGUUAAACGUUGGAAAGCCCGGACUCAGCAUUUAUUGAAUCAACAGAAGGACACGGAUCUCGAAGAGUAUCGGAAGCUGCUUUCGGAGAAGGAGGCAAACACCAAACGUAUACAGCAGAUGAGUGAAGAAACAGGCAGGCUUAAAGCAGAAAUGGCCAGAACUAAUGCAUCCCUAACUACAAGCCAGAACCUUGUUCAGAGCCUGAAGGAUGAAGUGACUAAAAUAAGAGCGGAAAAGGAUACGUUGCAGAAAGAGCUAGAUGCUAAAGUAGCUGACAUACAGGAAAAAGUGAAAACUAUAACUCAGGUCAAGAAAAUUGGGCGCAGGUACAAGACUCAAUAUGAGGAGCUGAAAGCACAGCAUGAUAAGAUGGUUGCUGAAGCAUCGACUCAGUCGUUUGUAGAACAGCAAGAAGAACAAGUUUCUGCCCAGGAAGUACAAGAGCUGAAAGACACUCUCAGUCAAGCUGAAGCAAAGACAAAGGCUUUGGAGGCUCAGGUUGAAAGUUUACAAAAGGCUAUAGCAGAGAAGGAAACCGAAGUUAAAAAUCUUCAGGAGCAGAUAACACAGCUACAAUCUGAACUUGCUCGUUUUCAUCAAGAUCUCCAAGAGAAGACAACGCAGGAAGAACAGCUCAGGCAACAGAUCACUGAGAAGGAAGAGAAAACUAGGAAGACCUUGCUUGCGGCCAAGCAGAAAAUUGCCCAGUUAGCUGGUACGAAAGAACAGCUUACAAAAGAAAAUGAAGAGUGGAAGCAGAAGAGCAGCUCGUUAGAGGAGCAGAAGACUGAAUUGGAGGUGCGGAUGAGUGCGCUCAAAUCGCAGUAUGAAGGUCGAAUCUGCCGCCUGGAAAGGGAGCUUAGAGAGCAGCAAGAGCGACACCACGAACAGCGAGAUGAGCCACCAGAGUCUACAAACAAGGUCUCAGAACAGCAAAGGCAAAUCUCGCUCAAGUCUACUCCGGCUUCAGGUGAAAGAGGAAUUGCUAGCACUUCGGAUCCUCCAACAGCAAAUAUUAAGCCAACUCCUGUUGUGUCAACUCCAAGUAAAGUGACUGCUGCUGCAAUAGCUGGGAAUAAGUCUACUCCAAGAGCCAGUAUCCGUCCAAUGGUUACUCCUGCUACAGUCACUAAUCCUACCACGACUCCAACAGCCACUGUUAUGCCAACAACACAGGUGGAGACUCAGGAAGCUAUGCAGUCAGAAGGACCUGUGGAGCAUGUUCCAGUCUUUGGGAGCACUAGUGGGUCUGUACGUUCCACCAGUCCUAAUGUUCAGACAUCUCUCUCUCAGCCCAUCUUGACUGUUCAGCAGCAGACUCAAGCAACUGCUUUUGUGCAGCCCACUCAGCAAAGUCAUCCUCAAAUUGAGCCUGCGAAUCAGGAGCCAUCCCCUGCCAUUGUGGAGGUUGUACAGAGCUCUCAAAUAGAGAGGCCCUCCACUUCUACAGCAGUGUUUGGCACAGUUUCAGCUACCCCAAGUUCUUCGCUGUCUAAACGUGCACGAGAGGAAGAAGAGGAUAACACUGUGGAAAACUCGGACCAAAUUUCAGAAGAAACUGUGGAUGUACCUCUUCCAAAGAAACUGCGAAGCAUACAGAGAGUAGGACCAGAGGAGGAAGUGACAGCAGAAGAGAGCACUGAUGGCGAGGUAGAAGCUCAAACAUACAAUCAAGACUCACAAGACUCAAUUGGAGAAGGUGUUACCCAGGGAGAGUACACUCCCAUGGAGGAUAGUGAAGAAACUUCUCAGUCUAUCCCAAUAGAACUUGGACCUCUUCAGUCAGAUCAACAAAAUACUUCAUCAUCUCAGGAUGGUCAGUGCAAGAGAGACGAUGUCAUUGUAAUUGAUAGUGAUGACGAAGAUGAUGAUGAUGAAGAAAAUGAAGGCGAGCAGGAAGACUAUGAGGAUGAGGAAGAGGAAGAUGAAGAUGAUGAUGAAGACACAGGGAUGGGGGAUGAAGGUGAUGACAGUAAUGAAGGAACUGGUAGUGCUGAUGGUAAUGAUGGGUACGAGGCAGAUGAUGCUGAGGGUGCCGAUGGCACAGAUCCUGGAACAGAAACUGAGGAGAGCAUGGGAGGAGGCGAAAGCAACCAGAGGGCAGCAGAUUCUCAAAACAGUGGAGAAGGGAGUACAAGUGCUGCAGAGUCCACUUUCCCUCACGAAAGUUCGAGAGAACAGCAGCCGUCAUCGGCCUCGGAGAGACAGGCCCCUCGGCCCCCACAGUCACCACGCAGGCCACCACACCCGCUGCCCCCACGACUAACUAUUCAUGCUCCUCCUCAAGAACUGGGGCCCCCGGUGCAGAGAAUCCAGAUGACUCGAAGACAGUCAGUGGGGCGUGGACUUCAGCUAACUCCUGGCAUAGGUGGGAUGCAGCAGCACUUCUUUGAUGAUGAGGACAGAACAGUUCCAAGCACACCAACUCUCGUAGUUCCACAUCGUACAGAUGGGUUUGCAGAAGCCAUUCAUUCCCCCCAGGUAGCUGGAGUUCCUAGAUUCAGGUUUGGACCUCCUGAAGAUAUGCCACAAACUAGCUCCAGUCACUCAGAUCUUGGUCAGCUUGCGUCCCAAGGAGGUUUAGGAAUGUAUGAAACCCCCCUGUUCCUUGCUCAUGAGGAAGAAUCAGGUGGUCGUAGCGUUCCCACAACGCCGUUACAAGUUGCAGCACCAGUGACAGUUUUUACUGAAAGUGCCUCAGCGGAUGCUUCAGAGCACGCUUCCCAGUCUGUCCCAAUGGUUACAACAUCUACUGGCAAUCUGUCCACCACCACGGAGGCUGGAGCGGGUGAUGAUGGGGAUGAAGUUUUUGCAGAGGCGGAAUCCGAAGGAAUCACUUCGGAAGCAGGCCUAGAAAUUGACAGCCAGCAAGAAGAAGAAUCUGUUCAAGCAUCUGAUGAGUCAGAUCUUCCUUCGACUAGUCAAGAUCCUCCUUCUAGUUCAUCGGCAGACACAAGCAGUAACCAGCCUAAGCCGUUUCGACGUGUCCGACUUCAGCCACCGACAUUGAGAACUGGUGUUCGUGGUCGUCAGUUCAACAGACAGAGGGGUGUAACUCAUGCAAUGGGAGGCAGAGGAGGCCUGAACAGAGGAAAUAUUAGUUAAAUGAUCUGUAAUUACAGCUGUGCAUACAAAAGUGCCAGUUUGCUCGUGGUUGCUUUAGUGUAAUGAAGCCAGAGCUUAAAGCAGCAUUUUAUUCUUAGAUUUGUGUGCACACAUUUCAAUGUCUUUAUUAAUAAAAAUUAGACAAAAUGUCAACA